This is a messenger RNA of Struthio camelus australis, 4919 nucleotides long. Lineage: Eukaryota; Metazoa; Chordata; Aves; Struthioniformes; Struthionidae. The record is from RefSeq and is a predicted model, not a curated record.
AGAUUUAGCCACUCUGUAAAUCACUGCUUAGGGUUGGGAGCAUGGAGGAUUCUGGAGAAACCUUCAGCACAAGCAGUUGUUCAAGCCCAAGGAGACUGGCGAGCACUGUCACAGGGUCACUGACUGGCUGGGGCCGCCCUGCAGCCAAUGCAUGGACGAGCAACAUUCCCCAGCUCAUGAAUGAAAGCAUCAUCCUGGCGAAAGAGGGGCAUCCCACUGAAGAGCGUUCAGGCUGUCUUCAUGAGGGACAGCUCUGGAGCCCAGAGAGACACAAGGUGCAGAGGAUGCUGAAUCUGGCCUAGCUCUAAACCCAGCAAGCUGUCAGAGGUGCAGAGCAGUUUCUGGGGAAGCAGGGUCAGCACUUAUGCAAAGACUCUGCCACACAAUGCUCUAGAAAACACCGGGACCAUGAAGGGCUUGGGAGAUAACAGAAGCCGCCACCUCUCCGAUAACCUGGACUCCCCUCAGGACUCUCUUUAUGCCCCCCAGGACAGGAACCCUUAUCUCCUCAGCCCCACUGACUCCUACACCAUGGACCCCCGGUUCCCAGCCCAGAAUACCCUCCAUGGCGACUGCCUGCUUCCACUCAACAACCAGAUCUCCAACAGCAGCACUUUCCCCCGUAUCCAUUACAACUCUCACUUUGAGGUCCCAGAUGAGAACCCUUUUCCAAGCCAUGCCCAAGCCACUAAGAUUAACCGCCUGCCUGCAAACCUCCUUGACCAGUUUGAGAAGCAGCUGCCCAUCCACAGAGAUGGCUUCAGCACCCUCCAGUUUCAGAGGAGCGAUGCAAAGCACCGGAGUGAGAGCCCAGGGCGGAUUCGACACCUUGUCCACUCUGUCCAGAAGCUAUUUGCCAAAUCUCAGUCUCUGGAGGGCCCCACCAAAGGCAAUGUGAAUGGAAAAAAAGGGGCUGAUGACCCCAAGCAGAACCGGAGGAGCAAGAGCAAAGACCGGGCAAAGACCUCUGAGCCCAAGCGCAGAACAAGAUCCAACAUAUCAGGCUGGUGGAGUUCAGAUGACAACUUAGACAGUGAUACCUGCAGUUACCGCAACCCGAUGGGCCUCAUGACACUGGGCCGGCAGCCAGACCACAGCCAGCCAAAGUACUUCAUGCAUGCUUAUAACACCAUCAGUGAGCACAUGCUGAAAUCCUCCAAGAGCAAUAACGACCUCAAGAUCACCCCUUGCACCAAUAUCCCCAUCAACAAUGAGUCCAACUACAUUAAGAGGGGUUCCUGGUCUACACUGACACUCAGCCAUGCCCGGGAAAUGUGCCAGAAGGCCUCAGCCACGAUUGACAAAGCCUUGCUGAAAUCCAAGUCCUGCCAUCAAGACUUGGCCUACCACUACCUGCAGGAUGUGUCAGCGUGCCCAGUAAGCCCUGCUCUGCACAGCUUCCCAGGAGUGCUGGUGCCUCAGGGGGAGUGGAACAACACGCUGUCUCGGGACAAAGACAGCGAGAUCCCAUGCCGGCGCAUGCGGAGCGGGAGUUACAUCAAAGCCAUGGGGGAUGACGAUAGUGAAGACUCAGAAACCAGCCCCAAACCAUCCCCGAAAACUGCAGCUCGGAGGCAGAGUUACCUCAAGGCCACCCAACAGUCCCUGAGUGAGCAGAGCACCACCCAAAGGAGCCUGGACCGCCUGGACUCUGUCGAGAUCCUUCUACCUCCAAAGUUCUCAACCUGGGAGGAAGAAUACAACCAGAUCUCUGACAGUGUCAACGAAUCCAGUUGCAUCAGCCAGAUCUUUGGACCCCCCUCACUUAUCCCUCAAAUAUUUACCCAUGGAGAGCAGGCAAGAGAGCCAGAGCUGGGGGAGCAGUACAAGGCAGUCUGCGACUCUACCUACAGUGAGGCCGAAUCGGCUGCCGUGGAGGUGCUGGACCUGCCACUGCCCAGCUACUUCCGAUCCCGGAGCCACAGCUACCCCCCCCGCUCGACCCCCCCGCCACCGGCAGGCAGCCUCAGCGGCAGCAGGACCCUGCCCAGCAACAGCAGUUCAUCAUGCCUAGUGGCAUAUAAAAAGACUCCACCUCCUGUUCCACCUCGGACCACAUCAAAGCCGUUCAUCUCUGUCACUGUGCAGAGCAGCACUGAAUCGGCUCAGGACAACUACCUGGACAGCCAGGACCACAAGAGCGAGGUGACCAGCCAGUCAGGACUGAGCAAUUCUUCAGACAGCUUGGACAGCACCAGGACACCCAGCGUGACGAGAGGCAGUGUUGUGACUCCAGCUAGAGAGACUCCAGAGUUAUCCCAGAAAAAUGCAACUUUGAAAAGUGACAAAGGGACUCUGACUAGUGAAGAGCCUAAAGUGGAGAACAUUCCCAAAAGAAAGCUGUCAUCCAUAGGAAUACAAGUUGACUGCCUUCAGCCAGUGCCAAAAGAGGAGCCUCCUCCACCAGCCACCAAAUUCCAGUCCAUCGGGGUACAGGUAGAGGACGAGUGGCGAAACAGCCACUCUCGCAGCAUGUCCUCCAAACAGGACACAGACUCUGACACACAAGAACCUAAUAACUCUAGCUGUAAAUCAUCUGAGAGAAGCCUUGCUGAGUGCCCCCAACACAACAACUCUGUUAGUGUUGAUGCGAGUAUCAGGCAACCAGCCAAGCCCUCACAGAUUAAGAGAAACCUCUCCUAUGGAGAUAACAGCGACCCAGCCCUGGAGCCUUCCUCUCUUCCGCCUCCUGACCCUUGGCUUGAGACUUCUUCCACCUCACCAUCAGAACCCACGCAGCCAGGAGCCUGCCGGCGAGAUGGGCAUUGGUUUCUGAAGCUGCUGCAAGCAGAAACAGAGCGGUUGGAAGGAUGGUGCCGUCAGAUGGACCAGGAGACCAAAGAGAACAAUCUCUCUGAGGAAGUCUUAGGAAAAGUCCUCAGUGCAGUGGGCAGCGCACAGUUACUAAUGUCACAGAAGUUCCAGCAAUUCCAUGGCCUCUGUGAACAAAACUUGAACCCUAAUGCCAAUCCCAGACCCACACCCCAAGACCUAGCUGGGUUUUGGGAUCUCCUGCAGUUGUCCAUUGAAGACAUCAGCAUGAAAUUCGAUGAGCUGUACCACCUGAAAGCUAACAGCUGGCAGUUAACAGAGACACCGGAGAGAAAGGAAGAGAAGAAACCACCCCCUCCAGUGCCAAAGAAGCCAGCCAAGUCCAAAACCCAACUGAACCGGGACAAAGCCUCUGAUUCAGACAAGCAACGCCAGGAAGCUCGCAAGCGUCUCAUGGCAGCCAAGCGGGCUGCCUCUGUCCGGCAGAACUCGGCCACGGAGAGUGCAGACAGCAUUGAGAUCUAUGUCCCCGAGGCACAGACCCGCCUUUGAGCAGAGGGGCAGAGGAAGGAACCGCGUGCUUUUUAUAAGUCAUUAAAAAGGAAAAAAGGUUCUCUCUAAACUAGUGUGAUUUAUUCAGUCUAGAGACAAUGAGCCAUCCUUGAAAAGGGCUCCUGAGUUGGCUUUUUUCUCUCAGCUUUAAGUAAUGAAGAUUUUAAAAACAAACAAACAAAAAAAAACUAAAAAGAAAAUUCCCCUCUUGUUUUCUCUCACUGGCUGUGAUGUUGCUGAAUGGACUGAACAGACUCCUGGAAACUCCAGCCCCUCAACUUGGAACUUCAGUCUUUUUACUUGUUCUAUCUAAUGAGAAUUAUUAGCUUGUUUACAAGAAGAAGACAACAAAACAUGAAGCCCUGAGCACUUGCCAUGCUGUGUUCUUCUUCCUCCUCACUUCUGUUCUUCCUUCUCAUCCUUUAAUUUUUCUUCCUUCUGCUCCCUUUCUCCCCCCUUUUGCAUGGCUUCGUUUACUGUGUUAGAAAUAACCUCUCUUCCACAGAGCUCCCGAAGAGAACACCUAUUCAGUGUGUACUACUGUUGCACUCUGCUAGCAAGCAGCCUUUCUUGAUUUUUUUUUUUCCUCCUUUUGACAGGGUGGGGGGAGGAUGGGUGGGCAGGGACAGGUUAGUGGGUUUGUGUUCCACUGUUUUAUUGAAGUGAGAAGAGGACAGGAUCUGUAGAAUGUAAUGCAGAGGUGUUGAAAUGCAGCCCAGAAACAAACGUGCAAUAAGCUGGCAAAAGGGAGAAGGGGCAGUGUUUGGUCAGCUGAUCCCAAGAAGAAAAAAGUACCCUACUCCCAGCACAGGAGGGGAGCUGGAAGGACCACAGAGAAAGUAUGGGCAUGAUCUGUGCACACUUUUAUUUUUCUCCCCUUCCCUUAAUUAUUUUCCUUGAAUUGCUUGUUGAGAAAGAAGCUGCUACACUGGGGGACCUAUUUCAAAGUGGGCUGGGGGAAGGGGAGGGAUGGGGAGUGUAAUGGUAUUACAGGGUGGGAGGACUGGGUUUUGUACAAAGAGGAAGGUAAGGGUGGCUGAUGGUAGGCUGCCUGCCUGUAUGUAUGUGUACAUAUGCACAUAUACACUUAGUACCUGUACAUUUAAUUCAUACACACAUAUACAUGCCCAUACACAGCGCAAAUGGUGUAUUAAAGCACCUUGGUGAGAAUGGGCGUAUGUAUAGCAUAUAUUUUUACAUGUACGAUAUCUAGAUGUGUGUAAAAGUGUGUGUAAAAAUAUAUACCCUGUGUGUAAUCAGAUGACUAUUUUUUUUCCCUUAUCUCCCUGCUCUUUGGGUAGAAGAAGGAUUGCUAAAUAUUUUUUAGCCCAUUUUCCCCUUUAUAGGCCUCCUUUCCAGUCUGGUUUCUUGAAGCCAGAACUGUUGCCGCUGAAUUCUUUGCCGCCCCCUCAAAAUAAGUAUUUGGCCCCAUGCUGAGUGAUCUCACUGGGAAUUUUUGUUGUUGUUUGUUUGCUUGAACAAGUUGGGAGAUCUUGUGCUGCCCUCCUGGGAGUGGGGAAGGAAUCCCAAAGAAGUUUCAACCAGGGUAUUGGUAAUCCAGAAGGUGCAAAAAAAAAAAAAAAAAAGAAAAAAAA